This is a messenger RNA of Humulus lupulus (European hop), 2236 nucleotides long. Its product is annotated as serine/threonine-protein kinase-like protein At1g28390. Gene Ontology annotation, cellular component: plasma membrane. Gene Ontology annotation, molecular function: ATP binding; protein kinase activity. Lineage: Eukaryota; Viridiplantae; Streptophyta; Magnoliopsida; Rosales; Cannabaceae. Gene Ontology annotation, biological process: protein phosphorylation. The transcript has a single exon. Bases 334 to 2019 code for a protein of 561 amino acids. The record is from RefSeq and is a predicted model, not a curated record.
UCCAUUUUCUCAUCACUUUCACACCCUCUUUUCUUUCUUUCAAAACGACACAAAGAGCUGUAAAACAGUAAUACGCACGACUUUAAACGCCACAACUCCUUUUGUAGUUAUGGCUUUUGCCGCUUUCGUCUUUCCCCACCACCACCACCACCAUUACCAUUACCAACUCCUUCUUCCUCCUCACCCUUCACUACCACCUUUACAACAAUUUCAAGUACCCUACUUCUCUUUUGACUCGUCUAAGAAAAUAUAAAAAAGUUCGACUAAUCAAAAUCUUAAUUAAACCAUUUGGCCUUUUCUCUUCUUUUGUUUCUAGUUUUCGUAUUCUUUAAUAUGGGUUAUCUUUCCUGUAAUGCGGAGUCCGCCAUAUCGACCUGCGAUACUUACAACUGGCCCGAACUCAAAAGUAAAGCUAAUAAGAUACGAAGAAGACCCAAUAAGCAGCUGUUCAAGAAGAUCAGAGAGUUUACUUACGAGGAGCUCGCUUCCGCCACCGACGAUUUCUCUACUGAGAGCUUUCUUGGCAAAGGCAGCCAUGGAAGCGUCUACAGAGCCGUCCUCGACAAUGGGAAGCUUAUUGCCGCCGUUAAAAAGACAAAACAACUCUCCAGCUCCACGCCAAGCCUUUACUUUAACGCUUCCGGCCCCGGAAACUGUACCACCCCGGCGGAGAACGAGAUCGAAAUACUCUCGAGGGUUCAGCAUCCCAGGCUGGUGAAUCUCCUUGGAUUUUGUACGGACUCCAUGGAUAGGAAGUUGAUUGUGGUCGAGUACAUGCCCAACGGGUCUUUAUACGAUCUAUUACACUCCGGAUCGUCAAGGCCGCCUGGUUGGACCCGGCGGAUAAGAUUCGGGUACCAGGUGGCAAAGGCAGUUCACGCGCUGCACCAGUCGAACCCGCCGGUAAUCCACCGGGAUAUAAAGUCGUCCAAUGUUCUGAUCGACCAUGACGGGAACGCCAGGCUGGGCGACUUCGGACUCUCCUUGAGGGGACACGUGGAGGACGUUCUCGUGAAGUGCACUCCUCCGGCUGGAACUUUAGGUUACCUCGACCCGGGUUACCUUGCUCCGGGGGAUCUAACUGCCAAGAGUGACGUCUUCAGCUUCGGGAUUCUCCUCCUCGAGAUCAUCAGCGGGAGGAACGCCAUCGACGUUAAUUACAGCCCUCCUUCGAUCGUUGACUGGGCUGUGCCCGUAAUAAAGCGCGGCGACUACGCUGUAAUCUGCGACAGAAGAAUCGGUCCAGCAGCAGACCCAGCCCUGAUCCGCCAACUCGCCGUGCUCGCGGCAAGGUGUGUUCGGUCCACAGCGGAGAAGCGUCCGCCGAUGGUAGAGGUCGUUGAGUGCCUCAAGGUGGUGAGGAAGAGGGCUCACGCACCGCCUAUAUGGAACAACUUCCGGCAGCGGGUAAGGUGUGUGGAGGGUGAAGAGCCAUUGCUGUGCCACCGGGAGGUUUACGACGUCAGCGAAGUCGACGUAUUAAAGGUCCCGGAGACGGCACCGACAGGGCAAGCAGCGAGUCGUAGAAACAGGAAAUUAUCGAGUGCUGCGGGCGCACAGAAUGGGAAUAGAACUACCACUUCUUCUUCUUCUUCUAAGAGUAAAAGUGGUACUAUCUCUACAACAUGUAUAACUAAAGUUGAACGAGUGGUACGGUCAAAGUCAAUCGGGUCAGUAAACGAGAUUGAAGUCGGGGUGGGGCCUGAAUCCGAAACGAGCCUUGGAGUUGGAGUUGGAGAUAACAAUUCUGGUUCGUGUGGUGUAAGAAGGUCAGGGGUGGCGGUGAAGAUGGCGCCGGCGGUGGUGCGGCUGAGUAAGUCUCGGUCGCUUGGAGUGUCGCGCAGUCAGCAGCAGAGCCAGAGGGUUGUGGUGCAGAGGUUUGUGUUGGAGUUCGAGCGGGACCCAUCUCGCUCGACCACGGAAUUUGAUAUGUCCAAGUUGGUUAUUAGUAGUUUAGAUGACAAAUCUGACAGGAAAAUACUCGAGGAACCACUGGUUACUACUGCUGCACCUAGUUAAUUAAUUAAUUAUCACUAUUACCAUCUCUCUCUUUUCUUUUUUAAUUUUAAAAAAAAUUGUUAUUGAUUAAUUGAUAUUGGAGAUAAAACCAAAAAUGGUGAUCUAAUAAUGAAGAUGGGUUGUGAUCAUCAUGUGUUAAUCAUACUUUUGACUCUAUAUUUCAGGUUGGUUGACUGAAAACACCGGUGAAAUAGAGAAUUGAUUUUUUUUUUUCAAA